Molecule: messenger RNA, 633 nt
Organism: Armigeres subalbatus
Lineage: Eukaryota; Metazoa; Arthropoda; Insecta; Diptera; Culicidae
Exons: 3
Coding region: 111-470 (119 amino acids)
Source: RefSeq, a predicted model, not a curated record
AAAAUAAUGGGUAAUUUAUUUUUGACAAUAAUGCGUAUUUUAUGCCCAUUUCCAUGUUCCAUGUUUUUACUCAUUAAAGAGUGAAAAACAAGUUCAGUUUCAAACAAACGAUGGAAAAAGCUGUUGGCGGAAGAAUGUUCACAAACGCUGUCAAGAACCAGGAGUUUGAGCUCUUUAUGUACACAUGCCUCAUAACCCGAAUGGAUUGGGGUAGACCCAAGGUAGACCCCGAAGUAUGUACCAAGCGAUUCGGACAAAAGCUAGACUGCUGCGGAACAUCCACCGGUACUUAUAAAACACUCCGUGAUAGGAUCAAUAUGUUGCUUACAUUCGGUUCCUGGAGAUCCUGUGCGGUGCUUAUUUGUUUAGUCAUCCGGCUUCUGGUGAUUCAACAUCCGGAGGAUGAAUUUUUCAAGCAAUCGAAUAACGUUGGGAAUAACCUUUGCACUGACCACCACUGUCUGGAAUAACCGUCGAGACAGCCGCUGGGAGUACUUUGACUGACGGUGGUAGAACCGGGAAGAGAGAGACUUCAUAAAGAAAAUUUGGUCCUAAAAAUUGAAAAAAUCUAGUGUGGGACUCGGAGCCCGGUAACCAUAUUAUUACUACUAUUAAAAUAUGCUUAAAUAAAGA